Molecule: messenger RNA, 2291 nt
Organism: Symsagittifera roscoffensis
Lineage: Eukaryota; Metazoa; Xenacoelomorpha; Acoela; Convolutidae
Exons: 2
Coding region: 272-1732 (486 amino acids)
Biological process (GO): proteolysis
Molecular function (GO): cysteine-type endopeptidase activity
Source: RefSeq, a predicted model, not a curated record
CAAAAAUGGUUUGAUCAGAUUUGAAGUUAAUAUAUGACAUUUUUUCACAAAAUGGUUUGUUGUACUUUCAAAAUUGUUGUACUCAUGCUGACAAUUGUAACAAAAAUAACUUUUCUUUUUUCUCUCUGAAAAACGGUGCAGCUUAAAGAUACAAUUUUAACAACUAAAACCAAAUUAUUCUGAAACCCAAUUUGCAUAUUGAACAGCUAUCCGAAUCGAAUCAGAACUUACAUAUCUUUGGUAACAAUUCAGCGACAACACAAAAGUCAUCAUGAGUUUUAGUAAAUUUGCUGGUUCCGCGAUUGAACAGAACGCGGGUAGAAUACGUGACAUUGACAAAUGGGACCCAACGGAUAAAGAGAGGAAGUGGCUUCUAAUAUCAGGUGCAAGUGAGCCUCCUAAUUAUAUCCAGCUGUCCGAAAUCGGGGAGCGUGAGACGAGAGGAGAAAGGCGGGACUUAUUUCUCAAAGGUCAAAGUGUGGAUUUCGUGAACAUGGAGAGAGCUGUUGGUCAUCAUCUCUACAACAGAGUGCAAAAUCUGCACAUGAGAAAAGAAGAUGUGAAAUCAAGCGUUCAAAAGUUUUUCCAGCAUUGCAAAGAGAAAAAAUACAAGCCAAUGCUAUAUUACACUGGCCAUGGGGAGAUGCCAACUGGAAACUGGUGUCUGGCAGACGGUACAGUUGGAAUAGAAGAGAUCUUCGAUUGGAUCCCAACUGGCAUGGAACCCCCAACUAUCUGCACAGACUCUUGUUUCGGAGGUGUGUGGGCUGAUUUCUGCAUUAGAAAGAAUAUCCCAGGAUUUCACUGCCUCUCUGCGACGGAGGCUGACCAGGCUGCUUAUGAUCACACUGAUGGAGGAGGUGAACUGACACACUACAUGACGGGUAAUGAGAGUAAACCUGAAGAUCAGCGACCUUCUACUGAGCCAAUGUUCAGCAGAGGAAACUACGCUGAAUUCCCUACACUUGUAAAAUACUGCAAAACUAAUUACGUAGACUUCAUCAGAUUUCAUACGUACAAUAACCAACAGACUUUGAUAUCACAGAGUGUACAUGAUAACAACAUGUUCGCUAUAUUCGGUCAUCACAAAAAGUACAACACAAGGAAGAAGCAGUUUUGGGUUAGCUCCUCGUUCAAAGAAGUAAAGGAACAAGUAAAAAUUCACAGCAAGGCAGGCAUGAAUAUUUUCUCACUUGCAGCUGAUCAAGAAACGGGAAAGUUUUACGUUUAUAUGAUGGAAGAUUUUUGCAAGGCUCAGUCCAUUAUGCAAACUGAAGAUCCCGAAGAUCUUUUUUUGUCUGGUCUGUCUGUGACUAGUGUCACUUGCCUCAAUAAAAAAUACAUUUUCGUAGUAACUGCCGGUGCGAGCCAAUAUGAGAAUAAAGAACAAGUGAUAUUCACAAAGAGCAACAGGUCGGAUCUAGAUACUGAAAUUAAAAAGCAGAGGUCAGAAGGAAAAGUGAUUACCUCUUUUUGUAUUAAUCACGAGUUGAGUGAGUACCUGGUAGUGAUGACUGAGAUGGAAGGGUGCGAGCAGGCGAGUGGAUGGUUCAAUAUUAGAAUUAAUGAUGGAAGCAGGGAGCGUAACAAAUGGGCAGAGCCUCAUGUGAGAAGAAAUCUAUUGUACGCAAUAGCGUGUGAGGAUUUUUCAGAUCAUCAAACCUUCUAUAUUAUGACUUCGGAUGAGGAUAGAAAUGGAUCUCUACUCAGAGGUACAUCCUUCUUCAGCUGAGUGUUACAUCAACAUGACCUUCUUCUGACGAGUAUAAUUUAUCUUAAUCAAUUUCUUAAUUGAUAUUUAUUUUGACCCAAAGCUAUUAUACCAACUAUUUGUUUCAGUGAGUUAACUGCUUCACAUCUUGUGCACCACAAUACAACAGUGAACUUUAAAAUCGAUCGUUUCAAUGCUGGAACAAUUUUUGCUGUAAAUAAUUGUUGAAAUAAAAACUGCUUUCAAUUUGGAAAAAAGUGCUUUGUGCAGAUAUUGCGAUUACUGAGUUUUUAAACAAAAGCAGAAGAUAUAGCAAAAUUAUUAUCCGUUAUUUUUAACACCCUUUAUUAGAAGUAUAGAUUAGUUUCAUUAAAUCAAUAUUUUUAUCCUAACAUUUUUUCAGACAAGCAGUUUGCAUUAACUAUAUAACUAAUUUCUCAAAUCAAUCAGAGCUUGAUUUAAUCCUAUACAAUUAGUGAAAAAUAAAAUUAUGCUUAAGCACGCAUUUGUAAAAAGAUUCAAACCCAAUCAAGCGAAAACUUGCUUUAGCCGAUACUUAUUUUCUCUAUAAAAAUAUUAG